Messenger RNA from Manacus vitellinus (golden-collared manakin), 9435 nucleotides. It is a transcript of the gene AMER2, whose product is annotated as APC membrane recruitment protein 2. Gene Ontology annotation, biological process: regulation of canonical Wnt signaling pathway. The transcript is spliced from 2 exons. The annotation marks the transcript as partial. The record is from RefSeq and is a predicted model, not a curated record. Gene Ontology annotation, cellular component: plasma membrane. Lineage: Eukaryota; Metazoa; Chordata; Aves; Passeriformes; Pipridae. Gene Ontology annotation, molecular function: phosphatidylinositol-4,5-bisphosphate binding; beta-catenin binding.
CUCGAGGAGCUCAGCCGCGAGCGACCGGAGCCAGGCGCCGUAGAGGUUGGGACUGCGAAGGAUGCGGCGAUAACAGGCUGCGGAGAUAUUAUUGCGGACCACGAGGAGGAUGUGGGCGGCGGGAGUGGCGUCUGCGAGAAGAGCACCCCCGUGGCCGGCAAGCUGGGUGCCGCCAAGAAGCACCCCACCAUGGUGGCCUACCAGGGAGGAGGGGAGGAGAUGGCCAGCCCGGACCAGGUGGAUGACACCUGCCUGCAGGAGUUCUGGGAUAUGCUGUCACAGAAAGACGAGACUCAGGCAGAAGGAGGAGGAAGUGGAGGAGGGACAAAGAAGCCCGAGGAGUUGAAGGAAAACCGAGGUACCGAAGGGGCCCAGAAUAGGGUGGUGGUGAAGCGUGGUGACCUCCACCAGAUUGCCAUACACGUCAACCACAAAGAGGAGCAGAAGGGGAGAGAGAAGGAGCAACACGAAGGCAUCCCAAACAGUGACGAGGGCUACUGGGAUUCCACCACCCCUGGUCCCGAGGAAGAUGGUUCCACAAGCAUCCAGAAGGAAACCAUUCCCAGGGACAGCUACAGUGGGGAUGCUCUCUAUGACCUCUAUGCCGAGCCGGAUGAGAACCCACCAGUGGGGCCUACCAACGAAGAAGUCACCAGCGUGCCACGCUCCAAACCCGUGUCGCCGAUAACAACCACGAGCUCACUGAAAACACCCUCAAGCACAGCGAAGGACUCCAAGAUACCCAUCAGCAUUAAACACCUCUCCUCGCAUCCUGCCAGCCAUGGAGCAGACGCCAGUAACAGCCAUCACGUGGCACACCAUCACCUGGCCAAGAGCGAGAUGCACAGAACAAAAAUCCCUGUCUCUAAAGUACUGGUACGCCGGGUCAGUAACAGGGGUGUAGCAGGGACAACAGUGAAAGCUGCCACGUACCAGGACAGUGCCAAAAAGUAGUUGUGUAAGAGGUGGAGACAAAGACAGACAACGAGGUCAAUAUGUGAAAGUCUGCAUACGGGACCACAGAUAAUGAAUUAGUUUUGCGUCACCUGAAGAAAGGCACCUAAAAGGCUUCCUUCACUGUACUCCGUGGGCCUGCACUUCUGAAUCUCUUCUUACUGGACUGUUUGGCUGAAUAUAAAAAGUCGACUUCUUUUUGAGCACUUUUUUUUACAUUUGUAUCUUUUUUCUGCAACACUAAACUCUGGGGAGGUUCAUUUUUACACACCUUUCUGGAUGUAGGACUUGGAUUAUGAGCCCAAAUGACCAUCCUUCCUCAUGCAAAGCAGUAUCAUGAGUUCUUCAAAGGAACAAAGUUACAAAAAGGAGCAACAUGAGAGGUUCUUCAAUACACUUAUCUUUUAAUCAUUUCUGGGGGAGGAGUGAAGGGUGGGUGCCUGGCUCUGAAAAUGAUGUUUGCUCUACCAGAUGUUGGAAAAAAAUGCCAAGCAAAAAACAACCAACCUAACAGGUAUUUUACCUGCUGUAGGAACGAGAGCACUGCUCAGCAGCAGACUUGAUUGACUUGUGUGCAGGAGCUAACUAAGGAGUUAGGUGGACUUGUCUAACAGGAAAACGUAUUUUUGUUUGUCUGUCUCUCUGGUUGGUUUUGAUCUGGUCUAAUGUAAAUGGGUAACAGACACACCUGACAUAGAUUCAGAUGUUUACAUCAAUACUUGUCAGAUAAUGCAUACAAUCAGGUUCAGGGAAACAUUUUACUAAAUGCCAAUAUAUACACACUGUCCACAUUUAUACAAUAACUUUCACCAUGUGUAAAUAUAUACAUGUUUUAGCAGAUUUACUCAAUGCUACAGAUUUUUUAUGGAAAAAAAAAGUCACCCGUCCUUAUUAUCUAGAGUUUAAGCAAAAGUUAGUUUUUAUAGGUAGAUAAUUUUACAGUUCUAAAAUGAUAGAACUUUGUGUAAGUACCUUAAAUUAGAGCAAAACUCUGGUUUGUAUGGGCUCAUGCAUCCCCAGAUAAGUAAGUCUGAAGUGCUGAUUUUAUCCUAGUGGCACAUUCCAUGGCUCAGAGCUGAGGUUCUGACAGCACUGCCACUGCAAACCUCUAUUUUCAGGGGUUUAGACACAGUUGCUCUGGGCUUAAACCUUACAGAGAAGGAACCCAGCAAAGAAAUGUGUUUUUUAAGUAUUAUUUUUUAAAAUAUAUAAAAUUAGUUUUUGACUAUUUAAAGAAAGUUUGGGUUCUUGUUGCUUUUUAUUUUCAUUCUUAAUAAUGUCAGAAUAAUUUUACUUUAAGAAAGAGAAAGAAAAUAUGGUAAGCUAGUGGUGCAUAAAAUGGUCUGAUGAGCUUGUAUCUUAUGAGAAAUGUAUUAAUGGCCAGGACAUUUUUAAAUAGUGGCUACUGUACAUGGGCAUUGGCAACAUUUUAAAGAAAUUUAAUAGGGUUUUAAUGUGCCUGAGGACAUAUUUUUAUGAUACACUGAAAAAGCUCCAAAAUUCACUGAAGUUUAAAGGUAAAUGUUAUGUAUUUACAAAAUAUUUUGAUAUACAUAUUUAAUCAUCAGACCACAUUUAAUAUAAAAUAUAUACUCCAGUGUAUCUAAAAAAUAAUAUACAUUUUAAAAAUAUACAUGUCUAUAUUAUGCAGAGAAUCCUAAAUUCACAUCACUGAAGCUAAUGGGUCUGAUCUUACAUAGCAGUUGGUUUUAUUGUCUCUAAAAUCAAAAGAAAAAAGGAAAAUAAAUAUACAGAAUAUACAUUUGAAGGAUAUUAAGGUUAUAGCCAAACCAUAAAAAGCCAGGAUAUACCAUAGUAAGAAUUGUAUAUAUGUAUAUGUGUGGUUCAUGGUUCACUGGGGAAAUGACCUUAGAGUCACAAAGGUAAAAUUGGCAUCUAGUCCUGAAAUUGCUGCAGGAUUUAAUACCGAGUUGCAACACGCCAGUGAAAGUGUUAGUUUUUCCUGACCAGUCCCUGUUUUCAUGGUUUGAGAAAGAACCUUAAUACACUUCAAGGAAGAUUAUUUUAUAUGCUUUCUUUCUUAUGUGUACGUGUGUGGUUUCCUCUCUGCCUCCCCACGCAGUCGUGUUGUACAUAUGCAUGUGUAGUCACACGCACCUCCUCCCAGGGUAUGUGCACCAUGCUCAUGUGAGCACAGCCAUGCGUGCCCGCUCCCACGCACAGGCUCAGGGGAUCUGCCUCCAAACGUGCUGGCGAUGGUUUCCUUCGCCUGAGAAAGGGAUUUGCAUUUGGCCUGACUCUGCUUGUGCAUUUUAGAAAGUUAAAGCUGAAAUACCCUCAAAAGGACGUAUGUACAGAACAUGGAAUAUUAUCCCGCUCCUCAGCCCUAAAUCUAACAUUCCUUUUUCUGUUCUUUUGUUUUUGCUCGACUGUAAGGGACACAUCUUUCCUUGCAUGACAACUCUGCGGAAAAAUCCUAGUUCCCCAUUUUGUUCUAAGGACAAAUUGUGCUGAAAGAUUCUAUUGGGUACUGGAAGUUGAGAGGGAGGGAGGAUGUGGGGGUAGUACCAUAAAAAUUGGAAGCAGUGAGUACAGGUAGUAGGAGUGGUGCAUCUUUAAAACCACUAGGAGAUACCAGCUGUCGUCUGUACAGGACUUGUGUGUGGCAAAUUAUUCAUCAUAUAUGUUUUUUGUUCGCGUUGUGGCAUGUCUGUAUUGAGAAACCAAUAUGACACUAGACUAACUCCCUCUCACGGAACCAUUAACACGAACCAUCAUUAAAAUGCUUUGUCUUCCCUUCAUUUUUCUCUCUCUCCUUUGUUUUCUGCCAUGUUUUUCCUCCAUCCUCUGCAUGCUGGUGGGCGGCUUCCCCCCACGGUGCUAACCCCUGGAGCAAGGAGCCCUGGGCUGGCAGUCGAGCGUGGGUGGGAGGGCGGCCGCCCUGCCUGCCGAUGCCAGGUGCUCCCCAGUCGCUCUCUCAAGCUUUCUAUUGCAUACCCAGUGUAAGUACAUUUUGCAAAUCUCUUGGUGGUUUGUUUGGCUGCUUGCUAUGUACAUAUUUUAAGGACAAUCAUAUCCUUAAAAGGAAAACAGGAAAGUAGCUGGUAGUAGAGCGUCAGUAUUUUGAAUCAUUGUGGCAUACUGACGUUUGAUUCAGGGUAAUGGUUAUGUGAGAGUAAAGACAAAAUUCAGUGUUGAAAUUAACUUUGUAUUUAUAAAAUUCACUUUUGUCUUUAAGCCAUCUAUGUUCUUUAUUUCAAAAGGUAAUAGAAAAUCUAAUAUUUACUAGGGCUUUCAAUUUUCACACAAAAAAUAUUUGUAUAACUCCACACAAUGCCUAAAACAAUCAUGGGAAGGAGGUUCAAAGGCUUUCUUUAGACCUGUAUUUAGUUCCUGAAAGAUCCCCGUAAAAUACUGUGAGAUGCCUAAGAACAAACAGUUAAUGGCUUCCUGGAUUUAAAGGCUGAGACAAAAAGAGGCAAUAGUCCUGAGGCAUUCUGUUGUGGCUUGCAUUCUUAUUUAUGUUACCCCGUUCAAGCAUAUAUUUUUCUUGGCUUUGGUAGGAAUUGAGGUAGAAAUGGUGUUCUGAGUCCCAAAGAUCACAUUCCCAAUGCUGUCGUUGUUUUGAUUUUCUUAAACAAUACUUUUUAAAAUUUGUUUUAUUUGUUAUUUGGUGGUCUGAAUGAUGCUUUGUAAUUAACAGCUGUAUGCCGUUCAUAAAGGAUUUUAUAGAUCAGGACUCAGUAUUUAGUUAUGUGUACUCUUUGCACUUUCAGGUCCCUAAUGGUAAAUUUUAUAUAUUCCUAGAGUUUUUCUAUAUAUUGCGUAGUGUUUUAUAGCUAGCUACAGUGAUUUCAGUGGUAUACAUUCCCGCCCUUUAUAUCAGCACAGAAGAUUUCCCUUCGGUAGCAUGAAAUGAUGUUUUUGUGGACUUCUUUUGUCAUGAUAGGAGCUAAGUUUCUGUACUAUAUGUGUGGCCUGCAACAGACAUAAAAGGUCUUAUUUUCCAUGUAGUGCAUAUGCAUUUUGCUCUUGCCAGUAAUAGGACUCAACUACAUAUAAUAGAUUUCAGAAGAAAUUCUAUGACUAAAAUAAGAAAAAUCUAUGUUCAGUCUUAUUCCAUCAAUCACCAGCAUUUUCUUCAUCCACUGUGAAUAUUCUCACUACCAUCAUUCAGGGUAGUAGAGGACUGGAUUUUAAAAAUUACACGCAUAGAUGUACACUAUGAAAAUUAAUUCACUGAUUAUUUUUUAAUGACUCUUACUAAAUUAUUUAUCUAAGCUAAGUGAAUAUUGCACCAAAGUCUUAAAACAUCUGAUACAGAUGGCAUUUUCAGUAAGAUGCUAUGAGUGCAGAUGAGCCAAAUUAACAGGCUUUGCUUAGCAAAGCAAAACCUUGUUGUUUCUUAAAUUUUUAGCACUGACUGAGCUUGCAGAUCAAAGGGAGCCAUUGAUUCUGCGGCAUGGCCAUGCACCGAGGUUUUUCUUUCCCUGCUCUAAUGGACUGCUUUCCGAAAAGGCUUUUGAGCAAGAUAAUGGUACAAAAGAGACAGAUCACAGUAACAAUAGCCACUUACAAGACAGAUGGUUAUCCAACAGCCACAACGGGGGACUCUAGGCAAGGUGGCCUGAAAAUGUGUUUUCAUAGCUACUGAUAUGAAAGGCUGAGGCUUCUGUCAUGGAAAAACAAACUGACACCAACUCAAAGACACUGCAGAAAUGCGUCUUGGCAGAGUUUACACUUGACAGCUUCUGCAGGGUUUGGUUUUGUGUUUUAUUUUGGCUUUUCCUUUUUUUUCACGCCUUUGUUUAUGCUCCCAUUAUAAUGACAUAACCCCACGUGUCCGAGCAGAACUGCACAACAAUUGACUCUUCUGAGAUUCAGUGCUGAAAAUACACUGUCAGCUGUCUUCAGUGGCCUGGGACUGGUUCCUGCUGAACAUCCCUCCCUUCCAUUGAGGGAUGGGAGGGAUGGGAUGACAGGAUUCUCUUGUCAUGAGUCCACGUGCUGUUUACUGUGAGCAGGAGGUAUCUCAAUCUGUCUUGCUGUUUGUGUUCAGGGGACAGUUUAUUUUUAAUUUGACUCACAGAAUUUUUUUAGCUCAUUAGUUCACAUCUUGUCUUCCUUGUGAGCAUCUCAGCUAGGAACAGUCAGCACUGAGUUGGUGUUUCCUACGUCCAUUUCAUGUAGAGAGAAAUGGAAGAACUUGUCAUAUGCAAAGGAAUAAUAGCUAUACCUACUUGAGCCACAUCGUGUGGGUCUUUAUUCCUGCAAAAGCAGGUUGUUAAAGCUCUUCUUGCCUUAGAAGACUUCUCCAUCCAAAACAGUGAAUACUAUUGCCUAGGACCCUUUUUUUCUUUUUUCCUUCUAUAUCUCUCUUUCCCUUUCAGCCAUACUACAGUUGCUUGGGAAACUGAGAUUUUUGAUCUAGCCUUCCAGCACUAGAAAAGAGGAGCUGCUGUCAGUGUGUUCUUCAGGAGAUCUUUGCUUCUACUUCUUGGUCUUGAAAAAAAAUUAAAUUCCCCUCAGAAUAAGCUGCAAAAAUAUUUAAAAUGGAGAUCUCUGCUGUGUGAUCUCAUACACAUGGGUGAGGAUGUUGAGUGAUAUUUUGCACAGCAUGGAAUGCAUCCCUCCACUUUCCUGUUGUGGACAAUUUAGCAAAUCUGUCAGGAAAGCAUGUCACUCUUGUAGGAAAGCCCAGGAACUGUUUGUUAUGGAGUCUGUGCCCGGAUUUUCUUUAUCUUUGAUAAGAACUGCUUUCCUUUUUCCUUUCUGUACAUACUUAAAUAAAUAGAGCCAAAGUUGUAGUGGAGAGAGGAAAAGGUUAUGUACCUCAUAGGGUAAGGAGAUUCAACUGCUAGUCUGAAAGGCUUCUUGUAGCAAUGGCUAAAAGAAGAAGAUUGCUUUAUCUACUUUGACAUCAGCUCCAAGCAAUGGUCUGCAAUAAAAGCUAAACCAGCUAUGGCCACAAAGUUAGAAAAUGGUCAUUUGCCAACAUGACAAUCUCAUUCCAAGGUCCAGUUCUGCUGUGGCAGAGCUUCCACUGACUCCAGUAAGAACUGGCAAAGGUCCUUAAUCUCUUAUCUUAAGGAAAUAGGAAGUGUUUCUUAAAUAAGUCUUCCUUUUUUCCCCCAAAUAUUAGCAUUAUUCAGGUGUUUGUGCAGUCUUUUAUAUUACUGUGGUAGUGUUUUCACUGAUCUGAAUGCAAAACAUGUCUGUCCAUUGUUUUUCCAUCUUAACAAGCUGCACUCCUGCACAUAAUUCCAGUGCUCAACAUGUUUAAAUUACAGCUAACACAAUCACUGGCUUCCUUAAUUUAACUCUUGAUGGCAAGAACAGGACCAGAUCCUUUCCACAGUUCUAAACCUCCUGCUUAUUUUGUUAUUGUUUGUGGUUUUGAUAUGGUAACUAAUGAAGCCUCCUAUUAACUAUUUCACAGCCACAUUUUUAAUAUAUGUUGUUAGGGGGACCAGUAUGUAGGGACGGAAUGGUAAGAUCUUUAACAGAUUUUUAUUAUUUUGGAUGAUGUUGCAUCAAAACAGUUGCUAAAUCGGUAUCGGGUUGUUUCCGUGGGCUUUUUAUGCAGAUGCAUUGGGAGCUUUGAACAUAAUGUGCUCAUAGAAGAAAAUUGGCUAAAUCUGCUUUGAAUUAAGCCUGUUCUUAAAAUAUUGGUUAAUGGCAGCAGACAGGAAGGUGUGUCCUAACUCACCUGCACCCUGGGGGACUGGGGGAGCAAGGCACCUCCAGUUACUGGGAGCAUUUGCUGUCUGACCCUGCCAUGUGGUCCCAGCAGAGAGGUGCAGGCUGUCACCAUGUGCAGGUGUCAGCCCAGCUGGACAACAACAGGAAAAGCCGGGGUGGUGGUACUGUGCUGGAGUGGGAGGGUUGAUAGAGUGUCUGCGAGAUGGAAUGAAAGCAAGGGCUGAACUUCUUGUCCUUGUGGAAAAAGAGAUUUAUACAUAUGCCUGUAAAAUCUGUGUCCUUUUUUUCUUGCGUUGGUGCUUGGAUUGCUGUGUUACACUGGGUUAGGAGUUGGUGUGAUUCUGCGUGUGCUGAAGCCAGUGCUCCUGCCAGUGGACUACAGUAUGACUGCUUUCAUCAACACCUGAGCAGUGCCCAGUGUUUUAGUUUCUAAAGAUAGUUUCAGCACAGAAAUGUCCACAAAUCCUCUGUAGCCCAGCACUGAUUCAUGGCAUCUCACUGCUCUUCCAUCCUCAUUUUUCCAGGAAGAUGUGAAGACCCAAGCCCUAGGCAGGGUGGGGAGCUCUGGCUGCACCCUUGCAGCCCAAGGACAAGUGGGGAGGGAGUGUGGCACACACAGUGCAGCAGCACUAUCAAGUACUAGGCACAUGGCUUGAUAAAAGCAACAUUAUCCUGCUUUUCGAAAGAGAGAGCAAGACUAAAGCUGUUCCUUUUUUUUUUUUUUUUUUUAAUUAAAGUAAAUCCUCUGCCAUGGGUGAAAUUGUAACAGUUAGACAAUAUCUUAUUCCACCAGUAUUCUCUCUGAAAUCAGUGGAUCUGUUAGCGGUGUCAGUUGUUAUUAAGGUUGAGUGAAAAUUCCAUAAUUUGAUCCCAUCUGAAUUUUCCUUGCUCUGCUAGUAGAAUCUGCCUCAGAAAAGUUCUAGUGUUGAAGCUUGUGGUCCUGUUGAAAUGGGGGAUGAGGUAUGAAUGUGGUUGGUGGAAAAUACAGAUUUGAUAAAUCCAGUGUUUCAUGACUUCAGUCUUUAAUGACUACCCAAUUCUGCUUAAAUGUCAUAGUAUGCAUGAGGAAAUGGUAGCAGGGACUGCUCCACACUGCAUGGGACAAACCAAUGCUCUUGGUGUUUCCUACGUGCUGAAAGGGACGUAUGUGUCCUGUUAGAAGUCACUUAGCCUGUUUCUAUAAGACGUGUUAUAGCUGACAGAUCACUGUUAAUUACAAUUUUCCCUCGUAUUUUGUGUCAGCCACCCCCAGUAAGGUAGCAUAUGACCUAUUCAAGGUAAUGAGUGAGUAAAGCCAGAACUCUCCUCUCCUCUUAUCUAAAAGGUUUGGUAAUAAUCUGGCUAGUCUGUGUGCACCAACUUUUUCUUAGUGAAAGCUUACAACAUUCCGGGGGGGGGUGUUUUUAUAACAGAGACUGUUAGACACACUCUGCUCCUUUCCACUUCUACAAACUUUGAUGAGUAUGUGUCUCCUCGAAUCACUGUAUUCUUAAUGUAUUUACAACUUAACUGAUAGCAAUAGAUGUCUUUCUUCCCUGGCAGUUCACAAGGAUAUACUAAUCAGUGUUUACUAUAUUUUUAAUUCUGUAAAUAUUUAUUUUGGUACUCUGUGUAUUUAUUGGCACUGAUUCUGGUGUUUGCUUAUGUGUCAUUGUAAAUGUUGAUGGUUUCAAUAGUCUUGCUUCUAAUGAAUGUAAGGAACUCAGACUAACUGCACUUUUCUUCCAUUCAAAAAUCUUAACAGUGAAAAAUAUUCCCACUGUCAUGUGUUAUAAUGAAUACAGUUAAUAAAACCAGUUGUCACUUUUCAUUGAUGAA